AUGGCCGUAGCUACUCAUGACUCUCUGAGCUUCACCGGACUACCUAAGCAAGACGGAAACCGAUGGAUCCCCUUGGAGAGCGAUCCGGACAUUAUGAAUGAUUGGGCGCAACAACUUGGCUUGCAGACAAGUGUCCAUUCCUUUCAGGAUGUGUAUGGACUGGACUCCGAACUCCUGGCUCUGGUGCCUCGGCCGGUCAAGGCGAUCCUUUUGCUAUUCCCCAAUGUUCAAGCAGUCGAAGACGCACGUAGUGCAGAUGAAGCGAAACGUACUGCAGCGAGCAGCGAUCCUAUUGAUCCCGAUGUGAUUUUUAUCAAGCAGACUAUCAGCAACGCAUGCGGAACAAUUGCCCUGCUCCAUGCCCUGGCCAAUGCACCAGACGUGAGGAUCACUUUGGGUAGUCCCCUAGAGCAGUUCAUCAAGCAAUGCAAAGACAAGACACCACAAGAGAGGGCAGAAUUGCUGGAGAACACCAAUUUGUUUGCCCAGAUGCACAAAGCCGCUGCUGAAGCGGGUCGUUCUGUAAUCACGCCGGACUUGGAGACCGAUUUGCACUUCAUCUGCUUCAUUCAGGCCAAAUCCCAGUCCGAUCCGGAUGGCAUGCGACUCCUCGAGCUGGAUGGUCGUAGAGCUACGCCUGUGGACUAUGGCCCUUGUACCGACAUGCUAGCUGAUGUAGCUAAGGUCGCCCAAGACAAGUACCUCAAUUCGACUAACAGUCUGCAAUUUAGUAUGACUGCUCUAGCACCCACAGAUUUCUAG
Messenger RNA from Dacryopinax primogenitus, 762 nucleotides. Its product is annotated as peptidase C12 ubiquitin carboxyl-terminal hydrolase 1. The transcript is spliced from 7 exons. Gene Ontology annotation, cellular component: cytoplasm. Gene Ontology annotation, biological process: protein deubiquitination; ubiquitin-dependent protein catabolic process. Gene Ontology annotation, molecular function: cysteine-type deubiquitinase activity. Lineage: Eukaryota; Fungi; Basidiomycota; Dacrymycetes; Dacrymycetales; Dacrymycetaceae. Bases 1 to 762 code for a protein of 253 amino acids. The record is from RefSeq and is a predicted model, not a curated record.